UGUGCCUCUAACUGUCGCGUGCAAGACAUUGGCAAUGGCAUAAUAUUUGUAUAUUUUAUCUCCCAAACCUUGUUUAUUACUUGUUAGUUAUAAUAAAUAACCAAAACCUAGGUACUUACCUAAGUAGUGAAGUAUACCUAGCAAAGAGCAAAAGUAUUUGUUCGCGUGAAACUUAGUCAGUGACUCAAUCGAUCUAUGCAAAAUGUAUUCGAUUCUAUGUAAAAAAGAGGAUGUUCUGUAUUCGUCUGUUUUUUUUUUUAUAAAAUCUUUUUUUUGCAUAAUGAAAGCAAGGGUCCACGAUUGCUUCCAUCCUAAUUGUAUUACCAUCUAAUCUUACAUUGUGGAUUUGAAAUAAAGAGUAUGAAUGAAUAUCAAUUAUAAAAUCGAACUGUAAAGAUGAGAGUCACCAUUGCGUGAAUAUACUUGAAUUAUUUUUAAAGGCUUUUCCAGCAAUUUUAAAUAAAAUAAUAGCUUUGUUUCGUUUUCAUAAAAAGAUGUCAAAACAGAGUACCUAGUUAAAAAUAUAUCUUUGUUUUUCAGAAUUGAGCAUCGCCGUAUUAGGUAAUGGGAAUCCUGUAGACAUUUUACGUUUCAAACUUCCUAGUUUGAAAGAGUGGAAGCUUCCUAGCUUCCACACUUUUCUUGGGGCGUAUGUACCUAGUAGGUUGAGUUUGAAAUCUUGUAUUUGAGUCUCUUUUGUGUCGCCGCGUCGUGUUGGCCGAGCUGUUAAAAGUUACAUUCAUGAGGUACAGGUUUGAUCCGAACGGAGGUAAGCACCAAUGUGAGCUUUUGAAGCUAUAUGUACCAUCCUAAUAAUUAUAUAGCACUGAAAAACGUCCUAAGAAAAACAUCGUGAAUCAGAAAACUGGAUUCUAAAUCUUGGAAUCUGACUUGCCAACCCGAAGUGAGCUAGCGUCGUGAUCGUGAUAAAUUCAAAUCUAGCCUUCAUUAGGCUCAUGUGGGAAAAAUGACAAAUAUUUAGUUUUGAUAAAAAAUAUUAAUUAAGUGUGUAUGAUGAAUUGAUGUUACAGUCGUAUUUGCAUGCAUCGACUAUAGACUUCUUUAAUCAUUGAAACUGGCAAAGAAUUGUAUUGCUCAAGGAAACAUUCACCGAAAAAUAGUUUAUACCAAAAUGAAUAUAGAGAUUGUAUUAAUUCAAAACACCUAAUGUAACAUGAGUCUGCAGGCUACAGCGACGCCUAUCUGUAGCGCAAUCCGGGCACAGUACAAAAAUAAAAGCAGCGCGCCUAGAAGGCGGGCGGACCACAUAAACAUAACGAUCACGCCCCCAGUCAAAACAUUGAAACGCAUAAAAAUAUAAAAUAAGACAGACCGGAGUCCAGCCUAGAGUAGUGAGGCAACCGAAAAAUCCAAGCUGUAUAAUUAUGUAGCUACCACCGACUCUACCGGCGCGGGCGCGGGCGAGCCAAUUUAAAUUUACUGCGAACAGCGCACGUGUCCUACAAAAUGAAAUCCCACUACCGCAGAGAAACACGCACGAAAAAAAAUAGUAGAAAAAUAUACCGCAGGCGCCACCCCCUUGACGUUAGUGGCUGCUUACUUCAACCACGCCUGUUUCUAAGCGCUACUAUCGCUUUCUCUUUCGAUCGUACGUCACGUAGGUCUCCCCGUCUUUGUCUGCGGUGCGCGGCCGGCGGAAAACGCCAGCUUUGGGUUCAGUACGCGUUUGUGCGUCGCGCGUGUUUGGUGUGUUGUAACGCCGCGCGAUCGUCGCGGUGUGUUGUGCAGUGCCGUGUACAGGGUGCCGAAGUGGCGGGUUUCCUUGCCGCAGGACGGGGGGCCCAUGCCCCCUUUCAUCAGCACCACAUUGGUAAAAGACGUGGCGAGGCAGGCGGCGCGAUGGCGUGCGCCGGCUGCGAGAAGCCGAUCCUGGACAAGUUCCUUCUGCACGUGCUGGAGCGCGCGUGGCACGCCGCUUGCGUGCGCUGCGCCGACUGCCGCGCGCCGCUCGCCGACAAGUGCUACUCGAGAGACAACAAGCUCUUCUGUAGAAAUGAUUUCUUUAGGCGGUACGGCACCAAGUGCAGUGGCUGCGGGCACGGCAUCUCGCCCUCGGACCUGGUCCGCAAAGCUCGCGAGAAGGUGUUCCACCUCAACUGCUUCACGUGCCUCGUCUGCCGGAAGCAACUCUCCACCGGCGAAGAACUCUACGUCUUGGACGACAACAAGUUCAUAUGCAAAGAGGAUUAUCUCGCCGGGAAGGCGCCGACACAGCAUUCGGACUCGCUGCUAGGCUCAGGGUCUGACGAGGAGGAGGAGGACGAGUCGCGCGCAGCCAACAACUCGAGCAGUCCUGCGCACGCGCCGCAUCCCGCGCUACACUCCGACCUCUCACACAACGGCGAUGCUAAGCCGCAUGACGAUUCUGAAGACCAGUUAUUCCUCUUCCAUUCCCAGGGUUCGUUGGACGGGGACCCGGAGACUAGGGACUCGCAGGCGGAGAACAAGUCCCCGGACGACGGCAACGGGGGCUCCAAGCGUAGGGGACCGAGGACGACGAUCAAGGCGAAGCAGUUGGAGAUUCUGAAGUCGGCUUUCUCGCAGACGCCGAAGCCGACGAGGCAUAUACGAGAGCAGUUGGCGAAGGAGACCGGACUACCCAUGAGGGUGAUACAGGUGUGGUUCCAAAACAAGCGAUCGAAGGAGCGUCGUCUGAAGCAGCUGACGUCAAUGGGCCGGGGCCCGUUUUUCGGCUCGUCUCGCAAGAUGCGCGGCUUCCCGAUGAACCUCUCCCCAGGAGGGCUAGAGGAGGGCCCGCCGGGGUUUCCUUACUUCGCGACAGCAGAUGGCAAGUUCGAGUUUGGCUAUGGCCCGCCGUUCCACCAUGAUGCGCCGUUCUUCCAUCCGCCUCCGACCAUGCCCUUCAACCAGCCAGGUCGUUUCGCAGGCGGUAUGGAGACGCUUCCCGGCGGGGAGUUUCCCGAGCAGUUCCCUCCACCUGACCACCUGGUGCUGCCGCGGCCCUCCUCGCCCGAGUUCACCUUCGGCGACGGCCCGCCGCCCCUGCACCCCGAGGGGCUGGUCUGGUAGCUCAAGCCGGAGCCGCGGGACUUCCACGACUGAUGCGGCUCGACAGGCUACAAAGUGGACUUUAACAGUGCUAUUAACUGAAUAUUACAAUGAACGACAAAAGACGCAGUGUUUAUGUGAUUUUAGUUCCGUUAGGUUAGUUCCCGCUUUCAGCUUCUCAGGUUUGUUGUCAUUAUGUUGGCAAUGGUUUUCUGUUGUAGAUUUGGUGCUAUCAAUUUUAUUUUUUAAGUUUCGAACCAUGCUUUCUGUUCGUCGUUUGUUUUGCGAGUAUCUGUGGUGAGCGAUCUUUUUUUAAAUGUGUGUUCCAUGGUAUUAAAACUCUUUGGUUGAAAUAAAAAAGAUCUAAGAUAUGACCUUGAUAAUAGACAUUCGUUCUAAUGGAUGGGCCUCACUCAUUAACCUUUUUACAUAAAUCAAAUCCCGGUUAACAGAUGCACGAGUGUUUACAAUUUAAAGUAGCUCGAAUCGAUUUCGCAUCGUUUACUUUUUGAAACCAUUAAAUUACUUAAUCGAUCGUUUUGUUUUACAUUGUGAAUAAGCCAGGCAUUGUGAAUACUUAGAAGUACAUGUACAGAUAGCUAUUGUAAUAGAUAAUUUAUUAAGUUAAAUAGAAGGAAUAAUUUAUUUACAAUGGGUUACAUAACAUAACUUAUAUAAGAGUAAUUUUGGUUCCUAUACUAAGAUAGAUACAGUUUGAGCAUUUUUUUUGUAUAUUUAUUAUUAAUUAAUAUCUUAUUCGUUAAUUAAGUACAAUCUGUUAGUGUAACGAUAGAUGGACAUAAUUGUAAAUAAUCGGUGUAUAUAAAUGUAUCGUUUAAGGUAAUAUGUACUUAAUUAUUAUUAGAAUAAGUAUCAUUGUACGUUAGCCGACCAUUAUAGUUUUGUUUUUUUACAUCUAACAACUAAAUCGUGCUUAUUCAUUUUAUGUUUGUAAAUAAUUAAAAAAUGGGAAAA
Messenger RNA from Trichoplusia ni (cabbage looper), 4005 nucleotides. It is a transcript of the gene Lim1, whose product is annotated as LIM/homeobox protein Lhx5. The record is from RefSeq and is a predicted model, not a curated record. Gene Ontology annotation, molecular function: RNA polymerase II transcription regulatory region sequence-specific DNA binding; DNA-binding transcription factor activity, RNA polymerase II-specific. Lineage: Eukaryota; Metazoa; Arthropoda; Insecta; Lepidoptera; Noctuidae. Gene Ontology annotation, biological process: regulation of transcription by RNA polymerase II; neuron differentiation. Bases 1468 to 3051 code for a protein of 527 amino acids. The transcript is spliced from 7 exons. Gene Ontology annotation, cellular component: nucleus.